AUGUCCGUGAUGGACAAAGUCAUGGACAAUGAGCCCUCGGAGAAUCAUGACUUCCUGAAGACAGUGGAUCGCCUAGUGAAACUCAAAGCCGAGAACCCAAAAAUUCGGUUGAGUGGGCCCAAUCCGUUGAGGGAAACCAUCGUGGUUUCAGAGGAGGAGAAGGAAGGAGUCUACGAAUAUAUAGAAGAAACUUCAAAGAUGCUUGGUCGCCACACGGAAUUGAAUGAGCCAGAUUUAGAUGUUGGUGGCACUGAGAACUUCUACAUGGCAGCUCUCCAACAAAUCAAUGCGGGUGCUGCAAGUUCCAGUGGGCAGGCAGUGACGAUUCCAACAUCGCAAGGACCAACGUCCAGUGGGAAAUCUAGGAUUGAAGAUGCUGCGAAAGGAGAAGCUGGCGCUGGCAAUUUGGAUGAGGAGAGUGAGGACGAUGAGGAUGUCCAACCAUUUGCGAGGCUGUUUGCACGAGUGAGUCAAGCCAACUCUGUUGUUGAGACCAACAGCAGCGGCGUGGGCAUGCCAGUGCCGAAGCCAGCCCCCAAGCCACGGUCGGGUCCCAGUGCUAAGCAGCCUUCGCAGAAGAAUAAGAACACCAAUGCCGCCAAUGCCAAUACCAAUACUGGUGGCAAUGGUGGCAAUCUCCCCGAUCCAGACAAGAGAUCUGAGAAAGGUGAUGAACCAAAUGACCAUGACCAUGUGACACUUCCUGGAAGUGAUGAUGAACCGCUUGUACCGGAGCCAAAGAACAAGCGCGUGAAGGGAGCAAAGCAGAAGCCAGGCGGAAGGACCUCUGAUGCUUCUGCCCGGGUUGGCCCUGGCAAAGAGGUGGUGCAGACUGGUGAUGGUGAGGAUAUGAGCACAGAAGACCGGGAGGUCGUGAGUAGGUUCGAGGGCCUAGUCCAGGAACACAAAGAGAUGAACCCUGGCCCAGACUUUGCGCAAUGGAGCAAGGACAGAAUUGCAGCGCUGACGGAGCUGCGCAACAACAUUCAGUCCAAGCAGAAGUCUCUGAAGCGAAGACGUGGCGAAAGUUCGGUCUCGUCGUCAACUGUGUCUUUGAAGGAAGGGCUGACGAAGCUGCUGGAGGAGCUCUCCACCUUGAUUGACCUGACACGACGGUUGAAUGCUUGCGCUCCCACAGAGGGGAAGAAUCUCUAUGAUGCCAUUUUGGCGGUCAGUGGUUUGACUGUGGGACAAGAGGUGCUGAAGCUGGCUUCCUGGGACUGCUUUUUCGAUGAGGUUUUGGCACAUUGCAAGAAACACCUUCCGGAUUGUCCGGAAUUCUUUAUGAGCCUUGCCAACUUCGUUCUGACGAGACUGGUGAAAUCUGUACCAACGUCCAAACCGAUCAGCGCUGAGUCCACCGGGUUCCUUCGCAACUUCGUUGACUCUCUGGCGAAGCAUGCCAGUGCAACCGGAUCUGGCAUGGACCACGAAGACACGCUGUUGGAUCUUGCAGCGGUGUUGAAUUUCGGAGCUGCACCAGGACGGGUGAUCAAAUUCUGCGAGAACCUGGACAAUUCCGAGCACUGGGCCGUUCAGGCCCUUGCUUCAAAGGAGGGCAAGAAGAUCACCCAGGCCAUGCUAGAGAACGCGCGCAAGCGCGAGUCAAACACGAAACUUCUUGAGGCGAUUGAAACUGCAAUUCGGGAGCAGCUUGGCAAAUCAGAUGUGGCCGGGCUGGAGAAGACAGGACUUUGUGAACCAGGCAUUGACUUGGAGCAGGUGAAGGAUCGCUUCACUGCUGAGCAUGGAAAGCUCGUCAACACUCAUUACACAUUCGUCAGCACCAGUAGCUUCAAGUGCCUCAAGGGAGCUGAGCGUGACAGCGUGACAAAGCUGCGAGAGACAACACGGGCAGCAGCCCAACUCAUCGUGAGCUCCUUCAUCCACAACGAUUUCCUGCCUUACAUGAGCGACCUUGAGAGCGGAUUCACCUUCAAAAAAGCCAAUGUGAAUCCAGUCCUGACUGAUGAGUCAUGCCUUUGCCAACUUCAGGGUGGUGCUUUAGGCAACGGCAGUGGUCAGGUGAUCGAGACUUUCAAGGAGUUCAGCGUUUUCAUGAAGGACUUAGCAGCCACAGCCGCUUUGCUUUUCGAUCCCGACAACACUGAGGGCAUGGAGGCAGUCAAGGCCCAAACGUGGGUUCGCAAGUGGCAAAGCCAAUCUGGUUCGCUGCUGAAAGCUGUGGAGGCAUUCGAGAAGACAGCGCCGGCCAGUUCUGAGCAGGAUUCUGUCCUUGCGGCAGCUAUGAAAGGUGUGGUGGACAACAUGGAGACGUGUGUGCAGGAGAUCUUUGGCGAGCAGCUGCAAUCGAAAGCUGCUGAGUGCACCAAACCAGGAUUCGAUUUGCUGCAUGGAUUUCUGGAGGAUGAAGGGUUCCUGACAAAGGAGCGCUUUGCGGAGUUCAAGAAGUGUUUUGAAGAGGCAUGCCUUAUCGCAACAGCACUGCCCAAAGGCGACGCGUUCAGAGCCGCGCUUCCGACUAUGUCCGAGUUGGUGGAGAUGGCCUUCCUUUGCCAUGGUCCCGAGAAAGAUUCCGUGACAACAAAGUAUGCAUUCAUCAAGCAAGCAAAUCUCUGUGCUGAGAAAGGUGAAGGUGAGGUGAUGGAUGCACUCACCGAUCUUGCCAAGGUCACCACGCUGCGCGAAGAUGCGAAGCUGCUUGAGUUGGCUCAUUUGCACGGGAAGCUUGUGGCCCAAGGCAAAGAAGUAUUUGUGCAGCUUCGGGAAGCUUUCGUGCAGAAACUGGAUCAAGCUACAGUGAAGAUCUCCAUUCCGAGCGAAGUGGAGACGAUGUGCACAUUGGACUCCAUCACCUCGGAAUUUUUGGACAGUCAGUUCAACAUGAAGACAUCGUCUGCCGUGUCGGACAAGGCCAUCAGCAUGAGCACACUGCUUCGCGACGUGUCGGUCGCUUGCUCCUACAUGGGCAUCAAAGCCGAUGACUUCCUGGACCUUAAGCCCUACGAAAUCAACAACCGCGAGGGGCUCACCUUUUUGUGCCUUGACAAUUUUGGAUGUCUUGGGUUCUUUUGGCUUCGCACAGUGCUUCGGAUGAUUCGGAUGUCUUGGAUGUGA
Cladocopium goreaui is the source of this 3078-nucleotide messenger RNA. NCBI's taxonomy places the organism in Eukaryota, Dinophyceae, Suessiales, Symbiodiniaceae. The record is from the annotation of a GenBank genome assembly.